UUGUGUUCCGAUACUGAACGUUUACUCCGGAGUAAUGGCGGCGUACCGGGGAUCUUCGUCGAAAUGGUUCUUCACCCGGGAACAGCUCGAAAGCACGCCGUCUCGACGCUGUGGAGUAGAACCGGACAGGGAACUCUCUUAUCGACAGCAAGCGGCAAACCUUAUUCAAGAUAUGGGCCAGAGACUAAAUGUCUCCCAACUGACAAUAAAUACUGCUAUUGUUUACAUGCAUAGGUUUUAUAUGUACCACUCUUUCACAAAAUUCCAUAGAAAUAUCAUAUCCCCUACCACCUUAUUCCUGGCUGCCAAAGUUGAGGAGCAGCCUCGGAAGCUUGAGCAUGUCAUUAAAGUGGCGCAUGCCUGUUUAUACCCUCAAGAGCCUCCACUGGAUACAAAGAGUAAUGCAUACCUCCAGCAAGCUCAAGAGCUGGUGAUACUUGAAACCAUAGUGCUGCAGACUUUAGGUUUUGAAAUAACAAUUGAGCAUCCACACACUGAUGUUGUGAAAUGUUCCCAACUAGUGCGAGAAGCUAAUUCUCAUCCCCCUCUCUCUUCUUCUGCCACAGCAAGCAAGGAUCUGGCACAGACUUCCUAUUUCAUGGCUACCAACAGCCUCCACCUCACCACCUUCUGUCUGCAGCACAAGCCCACGGUCAUUGCGUGUGUGUGCAUCCAUCUGGCGUGCAAAUGGUCCAACUGGGAGAUCCCAGUGUCCACCGAUGGGAAACACUGGUGGGAAUAUGUGGACAGCUCGGUCACCCUGGAGCUUUUGGAUGAACUGACGCAUGAAUUCCUCCAGAUUUUGGAGAAGACUCCGAGCAGGCUAAAGCGGAUUCGUAACUGGAGGGCGACGCAAGCUGCCAAAAAGCCCAAAGCAGACGGCCAGGUGACCGACGGCAGCGGCACCUUCGCGUGCCCAUCCCUGUCGCAGGACCAUUCCCUGGUCGAUGCCAUUCCUGGUGUGUCUGGAGACGCGUCCUUCUCCAAGGCCUCGGCCUCGUUUCCUGUCGGCCUGCCGGGCAACUCCGGCGGCGGCCUCUCCCUGGACGCCCUCACGGGCAUGGGCGGCACCGCCUACACGUACACCGCCCCGAGCGACUGGCCUCAGGACCAGGGCCACUCGGACCCCCUCAAACCGGACGCCCUGGGUCUCCAGCAAGGUGCGGCGCCAUUGCUGCCCCAGCACGGCUCCUCCUCCUCAUCCUCCUCCUCUUCCUCACACCCGCACCGGCCCGACAAAGGCGCCGAGUUCAACCCCGUCAAACACGAACACAAGCCCGGCGGAGGGGCCAAACACCAGCCGCCGGCGUUUCCCGCGCCCCCGCCUCCUCCGCCUCCUCCCGCCGUCGCCCCGGUCAAGAUGUCUCUGGACAAGUACCGCGAGAAGCAGGCCGCUGAGCUGGCCGGGCAGAAGCGCCGGCACGAGCAGCAGCAUAGCGCCGAGCAUGAAGGUCGGGACGCGUACAGUAGCGCCGCCCUACAGACUGACCACCGCAGGCACCUGCAGGCCCACCUGCACGGCCAGCUGACGGGUCCCGGCAGCAGUAGCCUGUCCACCGCGUCCCCUCUGAAGAUGAAGCUGCCCCUGCCUGGCCAGGAGAGGUCUCAGAGCGGCAGCGGGAACAACGGCGGAGGGGACCGGCGCGACAAAGGCGCCUCGCUCAAGCUGCGCCUCCCGCUCCCUACCCCGGGCGAGAGGAGUGGCUCGGGCAGCAAGGAGGAGCUCAAGAUGAAGAUCAAAGUGUCCUCGGAGCGGCACAGCUCCUCGGACGAGGGCGCUGCCAAGAGCAAACAUUCCAGCCCGCUGGUGGUCAAGGAGAAGCACCGGGACCGGGAGCACUCGGGCCACCGGCACCACCACAAACACGGGCACUCCCACUUCCACGUGCACAGCGGCAACGGCCGAGGGGCCCACGAAGGCUCGGGGGUGUCCGGAGGCGCCCUCCUCCGCAGCCCCCUGGGCCUCGCCGCCGACGGGUUGACCAUGAUGGCCCCCAGCGCAUCAGCCACUGCCACCUCAGCGUCCUCCGGUUCCUCUUCCUCCUCCUCCUCGCGCAAGAGGGGCUACCCCGAGAGCAGCCACAACCACCACUCCUCCAAAAAGAACAAAAGCUCCAAGGGCAACUCAGCUGGAGGCCUGCGGACGUCUCAGCAGCACCCUGGCGACAUGGGACAGGAAGCCGGCGGGGAGCCGCGGGCCUGAGUGCGUCGAAACAGAACAGCCACCAGCUCGCGUCGGUGAACUACAGAGACACUUUUCACGUGCUCGUCUCGCUGUCGAGCGUCGAGAGCCCCAUGGGACGAACGCCUGAAAGCCACCAGUUGGAGAAGAAACGGGGAUGUAGACAGAAAAAAAAAACACAAAAACAAUAGAAAGAAUAAGAAAAAAAAAAGCUACUUCAAAAUAUAGAUGUUUUUCUCUUACUGGAGAACUAACGAGAAAAAAAAAACGAGAGAUCGCUGGUCCUUGGUUUCCUUGGCAGUGUCACCCUGGUCUCCCCUUCUCUGUGUAUGUUGUUGCUGGUCUCCCCUGCAAAGCCCCGUCAGUGGGUUGUGGCGAGAGGGCACGUGAGUUUUGCGGUGGGGGGGGAGGGGGGCAUUCUAAUUCAGAUGGAUUUAAAAUCUCCAUAGAAGCUAGAAGAUGAUUGGGAGUUGAAUUCUAAAUACUUAAAACUGAAUGAUGCAAUGACUUUGUUUUUCUUUUUCUUUUCAUUUAUAAUUUAAGCUAUCUCCACAAUUGUAAUUCAUAAAUACUAUUAGGCUCUUCCAAAAAUGACCUAUUUCCUGUUCUGAAAGGGGAUGGAUGUACGUGUGUGUGUGUGUGUGUGUGUGUGUGUGUGUGUGUGUGUGUGUGUGUGUGUGUGUAUGCGCGCGCGAGUGUACUGUAUGUACGUGUGUAAAUGUUUGAGUCGGUGAGGGCAUGAAUGACGUCUUUCGUUUCUAUACUGUAUGUAUGAUCUGCAUGUUUCAAUCAAAGGGAUGAAGAAUGAUAGACUGCUGUUUACAGGAAGUGGAGAUAAAUGUACAUACAUUUUUGUAUGCUUAAAAAAAAAGUGAUAACAUAAAUACUCAGGUUUGGAA
Sardina pilchardus (European sardine) is the source of this 3081-nucleotide messenger RNA. RefSeq names its product cyclin T2a (gene ccnt2a). Gene Ontology annotation, molecular function: cyclin-dependent protein serine/threonine kinase activator activity. The record is from RefSeq and is a predicted model, not a curated record. NCBI's taxonomy places the organism in Eukaryota, Metazoa, Chordata, Actinopteri, Clupeiformes, Clupeidae. Gene Ontology annotation, cellular component: nucleus; cyclin/CDK positive transcription elongation factor complex. The transcript is spliced from 10 exons. Gene Ontology annotation, biological process: positive regulation of DNA-templated transcription, elongation; regulation of transcription by RNA polymerase II. Bases 35 to 2203 code for a protein of 722 amino acids.